AAAUAAAUAAUCCCCAAGCUGCCAAAUUCGUUCAACGUGAGGGCCGUGUAAAACCCUUCUUCUUCUUCUUCUUCUUCUUCUUCAUAUAUUCGUCUACUUCGAUCCCCAAUUCCCCAUCCCAUUUCAAUUCAUUUGAUCGAUCAUCAAACCCUAAUUUCAGUUUCUCUGAAUCUAGGAGAUCUCGAUCCAUGGAAACUGCAGCGGCGCUUCGAUCUCCUCCUCUUCCUCUUUACCUCUCCCGAGCUCCCGAUUUCGCCCGCCGCGAUCUCCUCUCCUUCGAUCCGAAACCCCAUUUCCCCACCAGAUCGAUCAAGGGUUUUGGCUCGAUUUCGGUGCUGAAGCGGUCGCAGAGGCCAUUUGGAGGACCGUGUAGGAGAAGUGCGAUUAGGGUUUCAUCAUCGUUGUCCUCGCCCUCCUCGUCGGAUAAUCCAUCGUCGUCUCCGAUCGCUCCCCUGCGAUUGGAGUCGCCGUUCGGGCAGUUCCUGUCGCAGAUGCUCGUCACUCACCCCCACCUCCUCCCCGCCGCCGUCGAGCAACAGCUCGAGCAGCUCCAAACCGAUCGCGAUGCCGAGAAGAAGAAUGAGGAGCCGCCGACGCCUUCCGGAAACGAACUCGUCUUGCACAGGAGAAUCGCGGAGGUGAAAGCUAAAGAAAGGAAAAGGGCUUUAGAGGAGAUACUCUACGCCUUGGUUGUCCAAAAAUUUGUGGAAGCUGAAAUUUCCUUGGUUCCAGCUCUAUCCCAAUCGGUCGACCCUUCUAAAAAUGUUGACCAAUGGUCCUCAACGGAGGAGAAAUUCGAGAAGCUCCAUUCUUCCGAGGCAUAUGAGAUGAUCAAGAACCAUUUGGCUCUCAUCUUGGGUCAGCGGUUACCCGACCCGAGCUCUGUUGCACCGAUUAGCAAGCUUCGUGUGGGCCAGGUCUACGCUGCCUCUGUAAUGUAUGGGUACUUUCUCAAGCGAGUGGAUCAACGAUUUCAACUCGAGAAGUCGAUGAAAACCCUUCCAUGGGGACCAGAGGAAGAAGAGACUGAAAACAAGCAAGAGAUGCCAUUUAUUGAUAGUUCUCAUCCCGAGAUGGAAGGGCUGAGUUUUAGUGCAGGCGGGCCGAGCCAAUCUUUUAAACCAAGCCCGUUAAGAUCGUACGUCAUGUCGUUUGAUUCGGAGACUCUGCAGAGGUACGCGACGAUUAGGUCGAAGGAAGCAUUCGGCAUUAUUGAGAGACAAACUGAAGCAUUAUUUGGGAGGCCAGAGGUUGUCAUCACGCCACAAGGGACUAUUGAUUCUUCAAAAGAUGAGAUUAUUAAGAUAAGCUUUGCAGGAUUGAGGAGGCUUAUUUUGGAGGCUGUUACUUUCGGGUCGUUUCUCUGGGAUGUCGAGAGCUUUGUUGAUUCCAGGUACCAUUUUGUUACCAAUUAGCUGACUUGUUGUUUCAGAAGGUUUUAAUAUUUCAAGGCUUGUUAAAACGGAGGUGAUAAAUACUACCAGUGUUAAAUGUGCAGUCACUACUGAUCUGGAAUGAUGUUCAGUCUCUUUAGAAUGUACAUAUGAAAUCUCUUUACCUCGAGUCAUGAAAAUUGUAAUAGCUGCAGUUUUACUGUUGUAACUCUUCUCAAUGCUGAAAAAGAUUUGAGUUGCUUUGUAAAUUCUGAUUCUCACUUAUCUGCUUUA
Molecule: messenger RNA, 1667 nt
Organism: Ananas comosus (pineapple)
Lineage: Eukaryota; Viridiplantae; Streptophyta; Magnoliopsida; Poales; Bromeliaceae
Product: UV-B-induced protein At3g17800, chloroplastic-like
Exons: 4
Coding region: 189-1415 (408 amino acids)
Source: RefSeq, a predicted model, not a curated record